Messenger RNA from Oryza brachyantha (malo sina), 2921 nucleotides. RefSeq lists its product as uncharacterized. The coding region runs from base 1 to 2457 and encodes 818 amino acids. Gene Ontology annotation, biological process: lipid metabolic process. The record is from RefSeq and is a predicted model, not a curated record. The transcript has 13 exons. NCBI's taxonomy places the organism in Eukaryota, Viridiplantae, Streptophyta, Magnoliopsida, Poales, Poaceae.
AUGGCCGGCGGCGGCGGCGGCGUGGUGGGCACGGUGCGGUGGGCCACGGCAUGCGCGGCGCUGCUGAACGCGGCGGCGGCGGCCGCCGGCGGGGCCGUCGCGGCGUUCGCGCUGCGAGGGGGAUGCGGCGGGGCGCUCGGGCCGGCCGCCGCGGCCGCGUCCGCCGCCACGGCGGCGAGGCUCGUCGCGUCCUCGGUGGCCGGGUUCGCGCAGGGCGCCGCCGCGGCAGCCAUUGCCGCGGGGGCCAUCGGGGCGCACGUCGACAGCGAGCGCGACCUCCGCCACGUCUCGCGGCUGCGGUACAAGAGAUGGCUUCGGUGGACAAGGUUUGGAGUGGUCAUUACUUUGCUGCAAUUUGUGUUAGCGAUUUGUUUGCUGUGUAUCAUGGUGAAGGAUUUUUCUGCUGGGAGGUCUUCGAAACAGUGCUUAUCAGGACAUGGCCAGGACAACAGUAACUGGAAGUACAAUCUGUUAAUAAGUUUUAUCGUCAUUAUGUGGGUAGCAACUAUAGUUCAAUGUUCUACUGGUUCUGAUGUAUUAAGGUGGAGGUCAUUCUACGCUUCCCAUGAUAUUGCGUGGAGGGCACACUAUAGAGAGGUUUUUGAUCAUGGUAUCCGUGAGGUUUUAUGCUGUCUAGGGCGGGUUAAGUAUUCGAGUGUAUUAGAAGAAGAUGAUAUAUGUAUUGUGGCAAAAUUAUUGGGUGAUCUUAUGGCUUAUCGCGCAUCUGGAACUGGCCAUCUUGAGCUUAUAGCAGGUUUUUCGUUAUUACAAAAAUCUAAGUUGUCCCCGGUAGUUUCAAAAGGACAAGUAGAGGCUCCUCAGGAUCUCAUCAAAGAGGCUGUUCUCUUUCAUCCAUUUGCUGAAGCUGCCUAUACAGGACCACUUCUUGAUUUUGGAAGGAAUCCUUUUAUGUUUCCAUGUGCCUGGCUCAAUAGGCAAGGUGUUUUGACACCGUGGACUCGUGCAAGGCGACCAAUUCUCGAAGGUGAUAAUUGGUGGCGAGGACAUGCAGCUGCUUUCCUAAAAUAUGCCAAUGUGCCCCCGGAAGUUCUUAUAAAAGGCCGUGUUAGCCAGAAAAAACGUGAGGUUGCCUAUUUUGUCAUUGUCCUGCAUGAUUUGAAAACAUUAGUCAUUGCCAUCCGUGGAACUGAGACUCCAGAAGAUUUUAUAACUGAUGGCUUGUGUGGUGAAUGCUCUCUGACUGAGGAUGACUUGGAUGGGCUGAUCAAUUCUGAUCAGUGGUCCCCGCAAGUGAAGGAUGCUGUUCUCUCAUCUCUUCCACACCAUGGACAUGCUGGAAUGGUUGAAUCAGCUCGGGAGCUGUACAAUAAGAUUGAAGGGCAUCCCAUUCAUCAAGAUAAACCAGAAGCAGUACCAGUUGGAUACUUAUCUUCUCUGCUCGGGGUUGGAUGUGAGUGCCAUGGAUACAAUAUUGAAAUCGUUGGACAUUCUCUAGGAGGUUCUGUAGCUGCACUUCUUGGUAUCAGACUGUAUGGGCGCUUUCCAAAAUUACAUGUAUACGCAUAUGGAGCAGCUCCAUGUGUGGAUUAUGUGAUAGCAGAUGCAUGUUCACCAUUUGUUACCAGUAUUAUCCACAAUGAUGAAUUUUCUGCCCGAUUAUCCAUGAAUUCAGUAAUUAGAUUACGUGUUGCUGCUAUGAGAGCUCUCUCAAAGGAUACUCUACCAAAUUCCGCUGAAGUUGGCAAACUAGUUAGUGGAAUCAUGAGGACCAGGGGAAAUGAUCGAAAUGUUGUGGAUCAAUGUGAGUCUACAGGUGCUCUUCAGACAGUUGAUGGGGUGAAGCUAAGUAGAAUCCAUGGAAAUAAUCUACUGCAUACAAUUAGAGGUGGUGUAUUUCUCUUUGCUCAAGCCAUAUCUUGCUUGGUAAAUACUCCAAAAUAUCGAGUUAGCUCCGCAGCAGCAAUCAACUAUGAGUUGGGCAGAUCUAGAACGAGUAUUGUCGGUGAUGGAGGGAAAUGUAUGGCUGCUUCAUGCAGCAUUCUGGAUGUUCCUCAUUUUGGAGAGCCUAGUAAUGCACACGGAAAUGGGAAAUCGUCAGAAUAUAAUUUUGACGAAUGUAGUAUAGAAUACAGGCCGCCUCAUUCAAAUGAUGGCACAGGACUCUCAAUUGCUCCUUAUGAUCUGCAUACAAUUAGUUUGCCUGAAGGACAAUCACCAGAGGUGUAUCUGCCUGGUCUCGUUAUUCAUCUGGUUCCAGUAAAGAAUGAUACUUCCUCGUUUCAGAAGACACCUGUGACUCACCACAAGAGUCGCAGGAACAAGAGUUACAAAGCAUUUAUAGCUAAUCGACAAGAUUUCAUGGACCUUGUUGUUACACCUCGUAUGUUCCUUGAUCAUCUUCCGUGGAGGUGCCACUAUGCCAUGCAAAAGGUUAUAGAAACUCGGAAACGAGACACUCUAAUUCAUGAUUCAUCCACCAGAGAUGAUACCGUGUGAAGUUUAUUUUGCAACUCGCCUUUAUAUAUUCUUGUAGAUAAGUUCAGGAUAUUAGGAUCAUCUGCUCCUCGCAGGAGGUUGGCUGCAUAUACAUUAUUGACGGUAACUGUAAGUAGAACAGUUGAGAGCUGAAGGGUAUUGACAAAGUGACAAACAUCACCUGGCCUCAGCAUUUGUUGUAGGAGUAUCUAGCUUUCAUAGGCUUGCUCUGAGGUCAAAGUAGAGUACUGCAUGCCAGUAUUAAACUUUGGUUGUGCGUAAAUUAUGGUCUGUAGCAUCAAUUUUUGCUCCAAUGUUGUAACUUUAGUGUUUACACAUUACAUGUAAUUGUCUGAACGACCAUGUACUAUGUACCCACUGAAUAAAAAACUAAUUUCUAAAGAGAGAAGAAGCUGUAUUCCGUACAUUCUAUUGUUAUGAACUCUGAAAGCGUUGCAACUUUCUUGUUGCUGUUAAAAGUUCCA